UCGGGGAUGGGAGGCCAUGCCUCCGAUAGAGAGGGAGAGAGAGAGAGAGAGCGAGAGAGAGGUGUGGGGAUCUCAGCGCCAUUGCUGCAGAUCCUCGAUUUCAUGAGUGGGAGAGGGGGGACAGUCAGAGAAAAGUAUGGGGGCCUGUAGUUAACGGGACACGAGUCUCAGGAGUAGAACCCAACCAGCUCUCAUCUCUCACUCUUCCUCUCUCUCCUACGCGAGCCCUCUCAUCUCUCACUCUUCCUGUUUCUGUCCUCCUCAAACCCUAGCAGCCACAGCUCCAUCUCUUCCGUUUCUCUCAUCCUAGAACAGAAGAAAUAUGGAAAAUCAGGGCCUUUUCAUUUGCUUCCACAGAUUUCUCGAGCUCCGGAUCGCUAGCCUCCGUAUGAAGGAAACGUUUAUCUUCUAAUUUUAGGGUUUUGUUUUGGGAGUUUGCAAACGCUUUCUGGGUCAGAAUUCAAAGAUUGUUGAGGAAUGGAUAUGGCUAUGGCUUAGUUGUGAAUUAGUGGUGCAGCGGCAACUCCUAAGUUGCUAUUUAGUCAUGGCCUCCUGAGAUGAAAGAGCCAUGGGCGUGCAUGGCUGCUACUGUGUUUGCUUAGUAAUUCUGGCCAAAUAGCCCCUUUAGACAAGAUAGUUGAAUUGAAGGAGAAAUAUAAGUUUCAUGUGUUAUUGGAUGAGAGUAACUCAUUUGGUGUGCUUGGAAAAUCUGGAAGAGGUUGAAAAAUUCGAUAUUAUUACUGGUGCAAUGGGACACGCAUUAGCCACAGUAGGAGGAUUUUGCACUGGAAGUGCUAGAGUCACCAAUCACCAACGAUUGAGUAGCUCUGGGUACGUCUUUUCUGCUUCUUUGCCCCCAUAUCUUGCGAGUGCUGCCAUUACUGCCAUUGAUAUCCUCGAGGAAAACCCUGGUCUGAUAACAAAGCUGAAGAAAAAUAUUGCCAUAUUAUGGAAAGGAUUGUCAGCUAUACAGGGCCUCUCAUUCGCUAGCAGUCCAGAAUCCUGAAUUGUCUUCCUCAGACUACAGAAAGCAGAUUCUGUGAAUCCUUUUCUGUCCUUUUCUGAUUGUAAUGGUUGCGGUUAUGCAGUUGUUGAAAGAGCAUUCCAUCUUUGUGGUUGCCUCCAAAAAGUCAUCGCUUGAUAAAUGUCGUCUUCCAUUAGGAAUUAGAUUGUUCGUCUCCGCUGGCCAUAUGUAAUCCGAUCUGUUCAAGGCAGCUGCAUCCAUGAAAGGAGUUGCAGAAUUGGUGCUAGAUUAUAUAACCAAGCAGAUUGUCAUUUUCUGAAGGCGGUAUGUCUUUUUACCAAGCAGAAUUGGUGAAAAAUUGAACCCAAUAGAAUAUAGAAAAUGAAGUGUUUAGAAAAGAAUUUUUUUCAAUUCAAGUUGUCUUUUUCUUUCUGUUUAUUUAACUUCGGAUUGGCUGCUUUAUUUGUUUUUCUAGAUUAUAUAUUUUGAUAUUCUCUAAAAACUUAUGUAUCGUCUACCGUCACCUGCUUCUGCUCCUCAACUUGCUUCAUU
Molecule: messenger RNA, 1516 nt
Organism: Malus domestica (apple)
Lineage: Eukaryota; Viridiplantae; Streptophyta; Magnoliopsida; Rosales; Rosaceae
Source: RefSeq, a predicted model, not a curated record